Messenger RNA from Glycine soja, 853 nucleotides. RefSeq lists its product as uncharacterized. Bases 52 to 675 code for a protein of 207 amino acids. Lineage: Eukaryota; Viridiplantae; Streptophyta; Magnoliopsida; Fabales; Fabaceae. The transcript has a single exon. The record is from RefSeq and is a predicted model, not a curated record.
AAAUACAGUUGCUUAGUUGAGCAAACAAAACCGCAUCUAGUUUAUACUAUAAUGUUACCUUCCUUUGGUUUAGUUGUUUCAUCAUCGGAUAUGUCUGACGUGUCACGCCGGAAAAUGACAACAACCACGAGAAUUCACAUAAUGGCCUUAGACGGCAUCGUGAACGUGAAUUCACUCUUCACCUUAGCCCUCUUCCUCGGCAUCACCACCACCAGCACCACCAACAACCUCAUCGGCGACGACGACCCCGCAUGCGCAGCCGGAACCUCCAUUUCCGAAGACCUCAUUGCGUUCCACGUGUACUCCUUCAGCUCCUUCCUCUUCUCGAGCCUCAUCGCCUUGGCUCUCAAAAACAUCAUUAACUUCAGCAAGGACAUCAAAGAUGGUGACAUCGUUCUGGACAGCAGCAACAACAACAACAACAACAACUGGGUUCAUAGUGUUGCGAAAAUUAACACUGUCGUUUUGAGGUUGGGAACUCUCGUUUCGGCUUUUGGGUCGGUGUUCGGAUGCGGGUUUUUGGUGAUGGCGCUUGUGGAUUUGGUUCAGAUCAAGUUGGGAACUUUGGGUUGUGGUAGUCCUCAUACUUUUGCUGCCGUCGCUCCAUUGCUUGUUCUUGUUCCCACUGCGCUACUUAUCUAUGUUGUUCUCGUCCUCUAUGCAUUUACUCGUUAGUCAAUUAGGCUUUUAUAUAUAUACAUAUAUAUAUUGCAUAGUAUUAAAUAAAUUAAAUUAAAAUGAUGAUUUAAUGUGUCAAAGUAGAUAAAUGUCAUCAGUUGAGGAAUCAAGGAUCCAUGUAGGAAAGGCUGUAUGAAAUGAACAAUGAAGAGACCGAGUCCAAAGUGUGUCAUUC